GGAGAACAUAAAAUGCCAAAAUGGGAAGGAAAAUUCCACCAAAAUAAAAGACGGUAGGAAAGCACAAAUCCAGUCUAGAAGUAGUUAGUUCCGAAAACAGGUGCGUGGUUGAGCUGAACGGAGAAGAGAGAGAUGACCAAGGACGUCAACUCAGCCACCGCCGGGGACGGCUCGACGGCCACGGAAACAAUCGCGAGGAACAUUCCUCUUCAAUACGUCAAUACGGUAAAUAGAUUCUUCACAAACCUCGGAGUCUCCGAUCCUGCCGUCGAGAAGUACACAUCCACCACCGACUCCUACUCCGAUAUCAUCCGCGGCCUGCUCAACGUCCACGCCGUUGAACGCGGCCGGAUCUCUUGCUCCUUCUCCGUCCUCCCCGUCGUAGCUAAUUUCUACAAAGGACUGCACGGAGGGGCCGCCGCGGCAGUGGCGGAGAGAGUGUCGAUUGCCUGUGCAAGAACCCUAGUGCCGGAGGAGAAGGAGCUGUUUCUAGGUGAAUUGGGCAUUUCUUACCUCUCCGCCGCCCCUCAAAAUGAGACGGUGACGGUUGACGCGUCGGUGGUGAGGAGCGGAAGAAACUUGACGGUGGUUUCGAUGGAGUUCCGACAGAAGAAAACUGGGAAGCUCAUGUUCACUGCUCGGGCUACUUUCUAUCACCUGCCUGCCUCCAAGUUAUGAAACCGAAAACAGAAGACGCAGUAAAGAAAUGCGGACCAUUUGCUCCAUUUCAUAACUUACAAUUUGCC
Molecule: messenger RNA, 746 nt
Organism: Linum tenue
Lineage: Eukaryota; Viridiplantae; Streptophyta; Magnoliopsida; Malpighiales; Linaceae
Source: the annotation of a GenBank genome assembly